AUGGAGCCCCUGGAAGAAAGUGAACUCUGCUUUCCACACUUUCUCAACUCUUCCUGCAGGAAACCAAAGCGUCCACUCACUGAGGCUGCACUUAUUUACAGUAUCCUGUCCUUCAUCUCUGUUUUCACUGUGACUCUCAACCUGCUGGUCAUCAUCUCCAUCUCACACUUCAAGCAGCUCCACAGCCCCAGCAACCUCCUCCUCCUCUCUCUGGCUGUCUCAGAUUUCUUCGUGGGCCUGGUGAUGUUUUUUGAGAUGUUCAUCAUAGACGGCUGCUGGUUAUUCGGAGACAUCAUGUGUGUCCUGCAUCUGUAUCUAUCGUACAUUAUUACAGCUGCAUCAGUAGGAAACGUGGUGCUCAUCUCAGUCGACCGAUAUGUAGCCAUUUGUGACCCUCUGCAUUACUCUGCCAGAGUCACUGUGAGAAGAGUUACAAUACGAGUUUGUCUUUGUUGGGUUUGUUCUGUUUUCUACAUCAGUCUCAUCAUAAAGGAUAACUUAAAACAACCAGGCAGGUAUAAUUCCUGCUUGGGAGAGUGUGUGAUUGUCAUUAACUACAUAGCAGGAGUUGUUGACCUUAUUUUGACUUUUCUGGGUCCUGUCACUGUCAUCAUAGUUCUGUAUAUGAGAGUAUUUGUGGUGGCUGUGUCUCAGGCUCGUGCCAUGCGCUCUCAUGUUGCAGCUGUAACUCUUCAAGGUUCAGAGAAAGUAACUGCUAAGAAAUCUGAGAUGAAAGCAGCCAGGACUCUUGGUGUGGUUGUAGUUGUGUUUCUGAUAUGUCUUUGCCCAUAUUUUUGCUCCAUUCUUGCAGGCCAGAACAGCUUGUUGGGCCUUAGUUCAUUCGUCUUCGAGGCCUGGCUGUUCUAUUUUAACUCCUGUCUAAACCCAGUGAUCUAUGCUUUUUGCUACCCCUGGUUUCAAAAAUCUAUUAAGCUCAUUGUGACAUUUAAGAUACUUCAGCCUGACUCCUGUGAUGCCAACAUAUUGUAG
This is a messenger RNA of Plectropomus leopardus (leopard coralgrouper), 990 nucleotides long. RefSeq names its product trace amine-associated receptor 13c-like. NCBI's taxonomy places the organism in Eukaryota, Metazoa, Chordata, Actinopteri, Perciformes, Serranidae. Gene Ontology annotation, biological process: G protein-coupled receptor signaling pathway. Gene Ontology annotation, cellular component: membrane. The record is from RefSeq and is a predicted model, not a curated record. Gene Ontology annotation, molecular function: trace-amine receptor activity.